GUCAUCAGCGCGAGUGUGAGGCUUUUCCAGCGUAGAGCUUUAGAGCAGCUGGGAGACGUUUGUUGACAGACGAUCAUAGCUACCUUUCACCGAUGAAAUAAAAAGUCCCUUCCGUUAGUGGUGUUAUCCUGAGUGUCAUCCAGUGGAUCUCUACGAGUGGCAGAAAAGGUCUGUUUACAUUGACUACAGCUGCCAGGGCCGCUAAUGUAUGCACAGUACUACUAAGGACUUGGGUCUUGUGGCUCCUCCCACACUGGCAGUACUUGCAGGAUUAGUGCCUGGGGGCUGGGGGACGAAUCUGCCAUCCUCUGCCAAUAGGACCUGGGUCAGGACGCAAGUCACCCCUGACAACCAGCUCCACACAUCCUCACAGAACAUGAUGAGAGGCAGUGGUUGCCAUGGAGCUACCAGAUAAGAAGCAGGAGGAAGGAGUGACUCUGGGCCUGUCCACGACUCAGGCCCUUGAGACGCUCCGUGACCAGCUAUCCAGCCUCCUGGAGCAGUACCAGAGACGCAGCCAACGCACACCAACCAUACAGGAGCUAUGGGUUAAGAGUUUCCUCAACCAUGACGACCGUCAAUCCUGCUUCCAUUGGCCGGGGGCUGCCCUCACACUGCUUGUGGUGGUUGGGUUGCUCUGUUGCCAUGGCAGCCAGCCAAAAGGAAGUCAAGGCAUAGAGCUGGUGAAUGCAGGAGCGCUCUUUCUUCUUCUGCUCCUGAACCUCUUCCUUGUUGGACGUCAGCAGAAGCUAAAGAGGAGCGAGAUGGUGCGACGUCUCAAGUCCAUCAUCUCCGAGCUGAACGAACAUAUGGCAAGGAGUACAGGGCAACCGAUCAGAUGGGCUCCUUCUCGCUACCCUGACCUGUACACACCUUCCUCUCCAUCCUGGUCUCUUCACUGGACAUUCCGAGAUGAGCAGUUGGUUAAUCUGCCUGUCAGUCUGUUGGUGGAGGGUGACGUUAUCGCCUUAAGACCUGGCCAAGAGGCAUUCGUCUCUCUCCGAGGCAUCAAGGAUGAUGAGCACAUUGUGCUGGAGCCUGGAGAUUUGUUUCCACCCUUCUCCCCUCCACCCUCCCCUCAUGGGACCGAUAAAAGGAGCCCUCACAGCCCCCAGCAGUACAGACUCUUCAGGGUGGUCCGCACCCCCAUACUUGAUAAUGUAAGAAAUAGCCUUGACCUCGCCCUCUCACGCCCAGUCACAGUUCUGGAUAAUGAGCGCUUCACAGUGCAGUCAAUCAUAGCCAGGUUUGCCUGCCCGGCUGUGCUGGUGGCAUUUUUUACUGUAAACACAGUUCGCUACUGCUGUCAUGCUCCCAGUCUCACUCCAGCUCUCUUCAACUUUUUUCAGUUACAGCUGAUGGGAGUCCUUCCCAUCCUGCCGCUGCUCUUUCCUGUCAUGUGGGUGCUGGUCAUCGCAUACGGAGAGGCACGCGUGUUAGCCGAGUCCAGCCGCACCUCUCCCUCAGGCCUGCUGGCUAAGUUCUCUGAGGACACUCUAAGCAGCUACACAGAAGUGGUGUCCUCGCAGGAGAUGCUGCGCUGUGUGUGGAGAUAUCUGGUGGGUGUUCUGAAAGGAGAGACUCAAACACUGUGCUACACGUCGAGUCUUCUGCACAACCUGGGUUCAGUGACAGUCCUGUGCUGUGUGGACAAGCAGGGCGUGCUGUCUUGGCCUAAUCCCAGCCCAGAGACCGUCCUCUUCUUCAGUGGACGCGUCGAGCUGCCCCAUGACAGCCAGGACGACCUGCGGGAGGACCUGUCUGUCAGCUCCUUCUGCCAUCUGGACGGAGAGGACGAGCGAGACGAGGCUCAGGAAGGUGAAGCCCUUCUCAGCAGACCUGUAUUUGAACCUUUCCUUCAGCCAGCCAAUGAGCAGGAGCCUAGCGAACUAUCACAUGACAUCAUCCGCUCCAGCGACCUGCAACGUGCUCGCCGGGGCCCCCAGAGCACGCGCUCCAAACACCCAUCCGGCUCCAACGUCAGCUUCAGCCAUGAUACAGAGGGUGGUGAGGAGGAGAGCACCCAGUUGUGUGGCGUCAGUGACGGCCUGUGUGAGGCCGAGGACUUUGUGUGCGACUAUCAUCUGGAGAUGCUGAGUCUCUCCCAGGACCAGCAGAACCCUGUGAGCAUCCAGUUUGAUGAUUCAGGCUGGCAGAGCUACCUGUCUUCCCUGAAGCCACUGGGCCUGAACAUCAUGCUGAACCUGUGCAACGCCACCGUCACCCAGCAGCUGUGCCGCUUCUCAGACCACCUGUCCAACCUGGCACUGCAGGAGAGCCACGGGGCCGUGCGGCCUGUGCACGUGCCCUGGGGUCUCUGUGAGCUUUCCCGCCUCAUAGGUUUUACUCCAGGAGCGAGAGAGCUCUUUCAGCAGGAGAACCACCUGGCUCUCUACCAACUUCCCUGUGGGGAGAAGGCCAGAGAGUCAGCCUCACGCCGCGGACACCAUGCUGCCAAGCGCCAGCCACCCAUCAGCCACCUUAUCAGCCUGCUGGUCCGCGACACCACCACCAACAACGUGCAGAUGUUGUCCCAUGGCUCGGCAGACCUCAUUCUGGAGGCCUGCACAGACUUCUGGGAUGGCACGGACAUCUACCCCCUCUCUGGCUGUGACAGGAAGAAGAUUCUGGAUUUCUACCAGCGUGCCUGUCUGUCAGGCUACUGCUCUGCUUUUGCCUACAAGCCCAUGCAGGUGGCCUUGUCUGGCCAGCUAAAUGGGAAGUUUGUGGAGCUUGCCACUGGGCCAGCACUCUUCUCCGGGGUGGACCUGCCUAGCACCACACCCAUCAAACACACUAGCCGCCGCAACAGCUGGAGCUCAGAUGAGGGUAUAGGAGAGAGCUUAGAGAAGGAGGACUGCGUCCAGGCCCUGAGUGGCCAGAUCUUCAUGGGAAUGGUGUCGUCUCAGUUCCAAGCACGCUUGGACACUGUUCGCCUCAUCGAGAACCUGGUGGGAGCCUGUAUCCGCUUCGUCUACUUCUCCAGGGAGGAUGAACUGCGCAGCAAGGUAUUUGCAGAGAAGAUGGGUUUAGAAACAGGCUGGAACUGCCAUAUCUCCCUGACCCCUAACAGAGAAGGCCCUGGUGAUGGUGCCCCCUCCAGCCCAAGCCAGGCAGGAUCUCUGCACGAGGACCUACUGCAGGAUUCUCGGGAUGAUGCUGAGGGCCCCUUGCUUCCCGAGGAUGAAGGGCAGUCAGACCACGCCAGCUUCCAGCCCACUGACAGUGAUGUGCCCAGCUACCUGGAAGACUGCAACAGAGCUAAGCUGCCUCGCGGUAUCCACCAGGUUCGCCCUCACCUGAAGAACAUUGACAAUGUGCCUCUGCUGGUGCCACUUUUCACUGACUGCACCCCUGAAACCAUGUGUGAGAUGAUGAAGAUCAUGCAGGAGAACAGGGAGGUGACAUGCUGCUUGGGGAGCUCUGCUAACUUCCGCAACUCCUGCCUGUUCCUCCAGAGUGACAUCAGCAUCUCCCUGGACCCUCUGUACCCGGCGCGGUGCUCGUGGGAGACAUUUGGCUAUGCGGCAGGCUGCGGCCGGGCUGAGGAGCAGGAUGAGCUGUCCCCGCUGGGCCUGAGCGCGCGUCUCAACAGCCUGACCUGCUCCGUCUCCUUUCACCAGGGCGAGAGUGUCAGCAUAGUCAAGCUCAUUGAGCAGGCCAGGCACACCACAUAUGGGAUCCGCAAGUGCUUCCUCUUCCUGCUGCAGUGCCAGCUCACUUUGGUCAUCAUCCAGUUCUUGGCCUGUCUUACCCAACUUCCUCCUCCUUUGAACAUAACCGACAUUCUGUGGCUUUCUUGUUUCUGUUACCCACUGCUAAGUGUGUCCUUCUUGGGGAAGCCACCAGACAGCUCUGUGAUGACAGUUGCCACUGGAAAGAAUCUCGAUGCCAUUCCUCGGAAGACCCAGCAGUACUUCCUGGGCUGGUUCCUGCUCAAGUUUGGGCUGACAAUGUGUGCCUAUCUGCUGGGCUUUGGGUUUUCCCUGCAUGAAGUGUGUACCAGCGCUGCUAACAGCAGCAGAGCAGCAAAUGUCACUGGUGGCUGUUCCCACAUCCUCCUCAAUGGAUCAGAUGAAAAUGCACCGAAGUGGUUUGGCGAGUUGUCUAAUGGCCUGCUGCUCAUCCAAAAGGUCAUGGCAGGCUUCCUGGCUUUGCAUACUGUGGUGAUCUCUCUCAGCUAUGUGCACCGCUCUCAGCCAUUGUGGAGGAAAAACCCCUUCAGCAACACAUGGUGGUGUCUCAUCGUGCCUGUUGUGUUCUUGGGUCAGGUGGUGCAAGCUACAGUAGAUUAUCAGUUAUGGCAGGACAGAAGUGGAGAACUAGACUUUACAUUGAGUCAUGUGCCCAUGGUAGUCUGGCUACUGAUGUCGCUGUCCACCGUGUUAGUGGUUCUGAUCAACGAGGCUGUCAAACUGCAUGAGAUCAGGGUACGUGUGCGUUACCAGAAGAGACAGAAGCUCCAGUUUGAGACUAAGCUGGGAAUGAACUCUCCUUUCUGAGCUGCUAGAACACGGGACUGUUACCAGUGACCAGCAGUAGAGGGCAGGACCUCUCACCUCUCACCUCAAGGCCUAACCCCACCACCAACCCACUGGCCCUGCUCAUGUGGAGCUCCUAGCCACCAAAACCUCAGUCCACAACAGCUUUCAAAUCAAGAGUAGAUAUUUUUUUUUUGUCUUCCAUUUCCUUUCAAUAACAUGAGAUCUUUUAGCUGCAUGCUAUCUAAUGUUUCAACAUUGGAAAAUUAUGGGAUGUGAAAGUUGGAAAAUGCAGGAAGGAUGAGAGGUUAUACAGUUUACAAGAGUCAUCCUUCAAAACUAUGGAUUUCCAGCCUCCUCCAGUCUGCGGUUCUGCCACGAUAUGUCCGACAGACUGUGGAAAUCUAGGUAAGGUGGAUUGUUUUAGUUUGUGUUUAGUAUUAUAAUUAAGUUGAUUUUCACUUGACUCUCAAGCCAGUGGUUACAGUAGCAAGGAGACCUGUGGAAAGAACAGCUUCUUUCAAUGCUUUGUCAUGCAUGUUGAAUCUUCCUGGGUGAUGUAUUUUAAACACCAUAGUCUGUUCAAUACCUGGACAGUGAUUUGCAUCUCCACAUACUGUGGGGUCUUGCAUAUGAUGGAUUUGAAUGUGAUAAAAGCUUGGUGUAUUCUACAAAAUACCUCACAUCUAGUGCUUACAGACAAGACAUCUUUGCACUUACAGAAAAAAAGCUUAUGUUCGGUUAAUGGCUGCCUGGUAAGAGAACCAUAUGGAAGUAUACCACUCAAAGCAAGAGGGGAAGAUUAAGUUGAUUUCAUAAAUCCGAUGAAAUGUGAGACUGUAAUCAGCUGUGAGGAGUCGCAUGCUACAAUAGUAAGGUUGGAAAUUAGGGACAGUUUCACUCACUCUUGUUACAAUGAAGAGUAAUAAUUUAUGUUCUAGUUCCUGGAUACUAAAAUGAUUUAUCCCAGAAGCAUGUAAUGUCAUGAAUAUGUACAUCUGAGCUCAACAAAGGGAAUCUAUCCAGAUGGUGACUAGAUGGAACUCGUUCUAAAUUAGAUUCUAAACACCAGGGUUUAACAUUAAAUUCAGAAAUGGCUUGUUGCAUUUAUCUUUUUCCGCUUAUGGUUCAAAUCAGUCAAAUUGCUGUACAAGUAAUAAUUAGCAGGCCUGGGUUCUUUUUUUUAAAUAUGUAAACAGCUAGACCAGCAACAGCUGCUAAGUUUAAUCAAAUCAGUAAGGGCAUGUUCAUAGAAAAACACGCUUCCAUCCACUCCAUCCAUCUAAUGUUCUCACAUGCUGUGCGUUGCCUGAGUUCUCUUUUGUUUACAUAUGUGAAUGUCAGCCUGAAUCUUUUGCAUGCUUUGAUAAGACAGUAAUGCUUGCUGGCUUCCUCAUCACACAACUGAGACUAGAUUGCUAUUUUAAACAUCUAGAGUUCAUAUUUCUGCAUUUGACUCUGGUUUGGGGAGGGCUGUCUUAGAUGAUGGGUUUUAAUUUUAAUUAUCCCUUUUCCCCAUAGAGAGACAGUCUUUACUGGUGAAGAAGGCAGUUAAGUUUAUUGCUAUUCUACCUCUUGUUGAUUGCCUCAAUAUUAUUCCACCUUUGUUCAUUUUAAUACAGGGUGUUUUACUGAUUACUUUGAGCAUAAUUAAUAUGCUAUUCUUUAAAUGACCAGCAUAUUGCCUUCCCAAGAACUCUGCUACAUCCCUUUGGAGGGGGCCUGUGAGUAGACUGAAACACUACAGUUACAUUAGAGUAACUAAUAAAAACAUAGUGGAAAUGGUAAGACUUGAAGGAGUGGCUCACUGAGGAAUACUUCAGCUUUAGUGCAGUGAGCUCAAUAGAAUCUUACUUCAGUUUACCUCUGUGAGCUAUGACUGACCUGUUUUGCUUUUUCUGUGUGCUUUUAAUGGACCCCAUCCCUCUCUAUGUGAGGUAGUUUCUUAGAGUUCCUAGGGAAAUGGUGUCUUGUAUUUCACCUAUGUCCAUUUUAAAAACUUUCGCUGAUGAUCAUAAGCACUUAUUCCUGUCUGUGAUAAGUUUGAGCCUACUAGUCUGUAAUUGCAUUUGAUAUUUAUUUUAUGCCACGGCUUGUCUCAUACUUUUUAUAUACACAUGUUAAAUGUUAAAAUGGCAGGAAUUUUUUACACACAUGCUGUACCUGCCUGUGGAGAAUGUCAUAUGUGCAGAAUAUCAUGGCUUUACACAUUUGUAUGCUUUUCUGUUUCAUGCAUUCACUGUUAACCUGCAGGGUCCCCACCAACCCCAAGACUUGAAGGCUCUUCAUUAGAACUAUCAUUAUCAUUGUAAUAAACUCCCACCUCAGGGCAGGUUAUAAUGUAUGUUGCUCCCCUAUCUUUCAAUCAUUGCAGAGCAACCAAAUGGGCAUUGAGAGAGAUUUUUGAACUGGUGCUUUAGCGCUGACAUAAAAAUUGUAAAAGGAGAGUAAGCAGGGAGUUAAAACUUCUGAAAAGCACUGAUCAGUUCUGUAAGUACAGCACUGCAUAAUCAGCUUAGAAAUAUGUAAUGGAACAUGACUGAGCAACUUUUUGUACAGUAAUGUAGAAUUAUACUAUCCCAGUUAUUUUUGAAAUGUUAAAAUACAUAUUUAAUUUUUGCUGAAAUAUGCAUGUUCAAGACAUUAGGAAUGCAAUGACUUGAUUAAUGACUUGCUCUUUCGUUCUAUGUUGGCUCAAGACUGCAUGGGCAGCAUUUGUGGUUCAUAUCAAUGUUACCCUGCCCUUUUCAGCCAAUCUCUGCCUCUCUACUGUACAUAUAUUUGUGCAAAUAAAUUAUCAGAAUAAAAGGUGUAUUGGUUGGCACCAACUGAUAUUAAUAAUUUUGCUAUUUAUGAAUGUUCACAAUUUAUAAAGGUUGUACAUUUUGUAUUUUCUAAGAUGUCUUUAAAUUGUUUUCCCCAAGUGA
This is a messenger RNA of Electrophorus electricus (electric eel), 7408 nucleotides long. RefSeq names its product transmembrane protein 94 (gene tmem94). The record is from RefSeq and is a predicted model, not a curated record. Lineage: Eukaryota; Metazoa; Chordata; Actinopteri; Gymnotiformes; Gymnotidae.